Ahaetulla prasina is the source of this 3822-nucleotide messenger RNA. Its product is annotated as lysosomal membrane ascorbate-dependent ferrireductase CYB561A3. The transcript has 7 exons. Bases 46 to 894 code for a protein of 282 amino acids. NCBI's taxonomy places the organism in Eukaryota, Metazoa, Chordata, Lepidosauria, Squamata, Colubridae. Gene Ontology annotation, cellular component: lysosomal membrane. The record is from RefSeq and is a predicted model, not a curated record. Gene Ontology annotation, molecular function: oxidoreductase activity.
UCUAACUCUAAGUGCGAACAGAGGGGCUUAAGUUCUUUGUCCGCAAUGGGCGGCGAAGGCCGUGUUGAAGGGGCUGCUGAGGACUGGAACUACUUUUCCCGACUCUCUUUGCGACUGAGGCGGAAGCGAGGUCUGCUUCCAGAUAGCAUUGAGAUGCUUACAAUCCCAUUUCUACCAUAUUCAAUCCUUAUGGGAAAUCUGGGCAUCUUGUGUUUGGGGCUUACGGUAUAUUGGAGUCAGCACUGGCUUGGCGGCUUGGCCUGGGAUGGUUCUCAUAAGAUGUUUAAUUGGCACCCAGUUCUCAUGGUGACAGGCAUGGUGGUCUUAUAUGGUACAGCAGCAUUAGUGUACCGUUUGCCCUUUUCCCAAAUGGGUUCCAAGCUCCCUUGGAAGGUGCUGCAUGCAACACUUGCUUUGAUAGCAUUUAUCUCUGCCAUUCUGGGAUUGGAGGCUGUCUUCAAGUUUCACAAUGUGCAGAAGAUCCCCAACAUGUAUUCUCUGCAUAGCUGGCUUGGGCUCUUUGCUGUGCUACUUUUUUCAUGCCAGUGGUUAAUGGGGUUUGCUUCUUUUUUGUGGCCUUGGACGCCCAUCUGCUUCCGAGCCCUCUACAAACCUGUCCAUGUUUUCUUUGGUUCUGUCAUCCUUGGUUUGGCUACUGCAUCCUGCAUCUCCGGCAUUAAUGAAAAGUUAUUCAUGAGAUCAAAAAAUUCAACAAUACAGUAUUCCAAGCUUCCUGCAGAGGCUUGGUUUGCCAAUGUUCUGGGAAUGCUGAUUUUGAUAUUUGGAGUGUUAGUGUUGUUGGGUCUUGCCAUACCAGGAUGGAAACGUCCGAAUGUGAAUUCACAAGACAUUAGACAGAUGCGACUACAUUCCAAAGACACAGUGAAGGCUUGAUUCCAGGUCACCCAAAUGACAAAGCCUCUAUUACAAGAAGACAGAUGAAGAAUUAAAGAGCAGCUGUGUGGUGCUACCAGUAAGGGUUUCUUCAUUGAAAUUUGUAGCCUUGUUUGCUGCUGUUGUCAUGAGUACAAGCAGCUCAUACCAUGAACUGAUUCAGUAAGAGAAGGGUUUUCUGGAAACAGACAUCCAAAUUUGUUCCUCUGGGAAAUGUUUGUACUAUCAAGGAUUGCUGGACAUUCAAUCACAUUUGAACAAAUCUGUUUGCUAAAGUGCCAUAAAGUUCAGAGAUUUUUGUGCUUUUCAUUAGCCAAUUAAAAUUCUAAAUAUUCAAUUAAAGAAAAGCUGCCUUUUUCUGAUAUUUGGGUGAAAGGAUGUGCUACAAUAGAUACUUCGUGUGUAAUCUCAGUGCUGCGUUAUUUUCUAAUUGAAUAUGAUAUAAUUUUCUGUAUUUUUUUAUAUGAAUCUGUUCAGAUUCCAUGUAUCAUAGAGUAUAGUUUGUUAGUUUUUGGUUUAACGUGUCAGGUGAAGCCAGCUAGUAUAGAGGGCCUUCUCUUGAUUGAAAGGGGGAAAAAUUCAUUUUGUGCAGUAAUGCAUCAGGUAGACAGCCAAAUCGUUUGCCAGUUCACCUACAGAAGUUGUGUUUAUAUAACACAUCAAGCCAUAUUCUAAUGUUGGUUUACCAAUUAAACAAAUAACUGGGUUCCCAUAAUAUUUUAACCCUUGGUUUACAAAACACAUUGACUGGAUUCAUAUGAUUAGACAAAUAAGCAAACCAAAUGUGGCACAGUGCAAUAGUUUUUGGUCUCGGGACCACUUUAUUUUGUUAAAAAUAAUUGAGCUUUGGUUUAUAUGGAUUAUAUCUAUCAAUAUUUACUGUGUUGGAAAUUAAAACUGAGAAAUUUUAAGAUAUUUGACUUAGUGAUCCCUGACUAUACUUGGAAAACUGCUGGUGUAAUGUAUGAUGGAGAUACAACUACCUUGUUACCUUUUUAUGGUUUCUAUUUACUUGGAAUGAUAGAAUAUCAAUGGAUUCCAGGCACUUUUUUCAUUUGAUUACUGUAAACACUUCUGAUCUAAAGAAAACAUUGAGAUUUCAUGGGCUGUAAUUAGGUAUUCAGACAUGCUAAUUGAGUAAGAUUUUUUUUUUUACGUAUUUAUUUUUCCAAAUGGUCAAAAACCUGAACUACAUAUUUCCUACCCACAGUGUUCUUUUGUAUUUAUUUCUGCCAGUGGAACAUAAUCUUACUUAACAGUAGUGUGGCUACUAAAAUUCACAGUCAUUGACAAAAUAUAAUCAUUAGUUAGGCUCCUUUAAAAUGCCUCCUGUGUUUGCUACAAAUUUAUUCUCAGAACAGACUUUGUGCUUGUGUGAGGGUGAAGAGCAGGCUAUUACAUAUAUUACAAUAAUGUCUCAAACAUGGUACAAUAAUGUGAUUCUAUAGGUAACUAUUUUUUCUUAGAGCUAUAAUCUAAUCACCUUAUUUUAAGCCAUCUUUCAUUAGAGUUUAUGAGACGUUAUAUUGGAUCACAUGUCUGGUCUAAUAAAACGUAUCACUAUAAUGUGAUAUAAUGUGGUUAAAUCAUGGGAUUAGAUCUUAUUAGAAAAAAUAUUAAUCAACUCUUGAUGCUUUUCUUAUUUCUAAUCUAUCUUUUAUCUUGCUAAUGUGGAAAUUAUUUGUGCUACAUCACUUUCUUAGUAAUGCUAAUAAAAGAUUAUGCUUUUCUCCAUAAUCAACAAUUGAGAAAUUCCUGAACUUAAUCAAGCAAUGUGAACUGAACACACUCACAGAUUGGCCCUUGAUAUAUAAUUAAAUUAAUAUUUAGCAUAUAGUGUUACCUAUUUCUGUUACUUGCAAGCUACAUUUAUUUAAACAAUCAAAACCAAACCACUAAACAGGUAGUCCUCAUUUAGCAACAAUUGGGACUAGCAAUUUAGUCAUUACAAAAAGUGCUUGCUAAAUCUAAUCAUGUUUCUGUUUAUGAUAUAACUUCAGUUUUCCUUUGCUUUAUAGACUUGCAAAAAUUGUAAAUGUGAGGACUGGUUGUAUUUUUUCAUCACAGUUGUACCUGCAAAGGUUGCUAAAGAGGGCAGUCACCAAACAAGGACUACUUAUAUCUAGUAUGGGCUAAUUACAUGCAUUGCAAUAUUAACUCCUCAGUAUCAUUAUAUUAGCUCAAGGUUGGCCGAUAUUUAUUACUUAGUUACACAUUCUGGAAUUCCUUUCUAUGGCUGGCUGAACAUAACCCUUACGUCAAACAUUAAAAACACAUGCUUUCUUUGGGUAAUAUCUUGGACAUAUACUGGCUUUUCUUUCAUUCAAUAGCGUUCUCAUCUAUAAUUGUCCCGAAUAUUCAAAAAAAUAACUUUUGCAAGUUUAGCAAUCCAGUUUUUAGAAGUUGGAGUUAUAAUAUGUAUCAACUAGGUUCUAUGGGUUCACUAACAUUCUUAAAUUACUAAGAGUUUACUAAUGAUUCUUAGCUUACUAUGUUCAACUCUACCCUAAGUGUCUCUGCCUUUCACAUGCUGAGCUUAGUUUAUUUAAACUGCAUCUAUGCUAUGUCUAGAAUGAGAGGUCGUACAUUAUUUACCUUGUCUAAACCUUAGUAGGAUAUUUCCCUUUUCUUUUACAUUUUAAAAUAAGAUGCUUGGCUCCAAAAUAGCUGAAAAAUGUCUUGAAACAAAGUUAGUUUAAAGGCUUUAUUUGGAAAUAACCAGACAAUGAAUAAAAUCUUAUGUAUAUUUAUUCUUCUACAUUCCUUUUGAAAAUUUUUCUUAACACCAUUAAGGUUUUUUCCAAUUUAAAUACAGGUAAUUUCACUUAAUUAUGACUGUGCACCUAGCUUUCAUUCUGGUUAUAUCAAAUGAGUUCUUGAUCAUAUAAUUAGCAACAUAUUUAAAAAUGGUGCCUGCAGUUAUCUGGA